UUUUUUUUUUUAUAUUUUUUAUUCGUGAUAAAUAAAAAAAUAAUUAAAAAGGAUUUUAAUAGAAAAGAAAACAAAAUUAAAGAACAAUAAAAGAGAAAAUAAAAAUUUUCGGCUUUUCGCUUAACAAGUGGAUUAUUUAAAUUUCAUAAUAAGGGCCGAAACGAAUAAUCGAAUAAAGUGAAAUAUGAAAAUUGAAAUUCUUCUUAUUACAAUUUUUGUUGCUGUAACAAUUGCAGCACCACAAAAAUCUGAUAAAGAUGCACAAAUAAUUAGUCAAGAUUCAAAUAUUGAACCAGAUGGAUCAUAUCAAUAUAGUUAUGAAACUGAUAAUGGUAUUAAAGGUGAAGAAACUGGUACAUUAAAAAAAGCUUCAUCACCAGAUACAUCUGAUGUUAUUAUAUCACAAGGUUCAGUUAGUUAUACAGCACCAGAUGGCACAUUAAUAUCAUUACAAUAUUCAGCUGAUGAUGAAAAUGGUUUUGUACCACAAGGUGAUCAUUUACCAACACCACCACCAGUACCACCAGCAAUACAAAAAGCUUUAGAUUAUUUAUUAAGUUUACCACCACAGCGUCGUCGUCGUUAAA
Messenger RNA from Condylostylus longicornis, 587 nucleotides. Its product is annotated as endocuticle structural glycoprotein ABD-4-like. The transcript has 3 exons. The record is from RefSeq and is a predicted model, not a curated record. Gene Ontology annotation, molecular function: structural constituent of chitin-based larval cuticle. The coding region runs from base 185 to 586 and encodes 133 amino acids. Gene Ontology annotation, cellular component: chitin-based extracellular matrix. NCBI's taxonomy places the organism in Eukaryota, Metazoa, Arthropoda, Insecta, Diptera, Dolichopodidae.